Striga hermonthica is the source of this 2085-nucleotide messenger RNA. The record is from the annotation of a GenBank genome assembly. NCBI's taxonomy places the organism in Eukaryota, Viridiplantae, Streptophyta, Magnoliopsida, Lamiales, Orobanchaceae.
AUGAUGAACCCACCCCAAAUAGUCACCCUCAUUUUGUUGCUUCCCAUUUUCCUACUAAAUACAAUAUCUUCCUCAACACAUGUAGCUGCACACCCAGCAGCAGCCACAGCGUUGUUGAAAUGGAUAAACACUUUACCAACAAUACCCCAAUCUCUAAAAACUUCGUGGUCCCAAAAAAACAUCCCAAACUUGUGCACAGCUUGGCAUGGUGUUACUUGCAAUAAUAAUGGUUUGGUUAUCGCUCUUAACCUAUCCAAUGCUGGUAUCACCGGAACUUUGGCUCAUCUCGAUUUCACCUCAUUACCCGCCCUCCAAAUUCUAAACCUCAACGGAAACAAAUUCAACGGCUCUAUACCACAAAAUAUCAACACCCUGUCAAACCUCACUUCCUUAAUCCUCAGCAACAAUAUGUUCAACAAUGCCAUUCCACCCGGGAUUGGAAGACUAACCAAACUGCGGAAUUUAACUCUCUUCAACAACAAUUUGAUAGGGAAUAUCCCUUCAGAGAUUGCCCGCCUCAACCUUGUGUACCUCGAUUUAGGCGGCAACUUUUUUGAUGCCUUUCAUAAUAAGAUUUUAUCCGAAACCAGUUGUUCCCCUUUCUUGACCUAUUUUAGCGCCACCCUAAAUGAACUCACUUCCGAAUUCCCGCUUUUCAUACUAAACUGUAAGAACCUCAUGUUUCUCGAUCUUUCUCAAAACCACCUCACAGGUGGUAUACCGGUUUCCUUAGGUCAACUUACAAAACUUGAGCAUUUAGACCUUUGGUCAAACAGUUUAACUGGGAAAAUUCCUCCCGAGCUUGGGCAGUGCACUAAUCUGGCCUACUUAUCACUAGCCACGAAUUCCCUUUCCGGGACUCUGCCCAAGUCCCUGUCAAAUUUAAUCAACUUAUCCGAUUUGGCAUUAUCCAAAAACAACUUAUCCGGCAGUACUUUAUCCUAUUUUCUCACCUCGUGGACCAAACUAAAAACCGUAGAGCUCCAAAACAAUCAUUUCACAGGGGAAAUCCCAUCCCAGAUAGGCCUACUCACAAAUCUCAACCUUUUAUCACUUAGUAAUAAUGAUUUUACGGGCAAUAUACCGGAAGAAUUAGGAAAUUUGAGGGAGCUGACAGGGUUAUACCUCGCAACAAACUUUCUGUCGGGCAACAUACCUCGGGCGUUAGGGAACCUGAAAAGCCUCUUGACGCUCGAUUUGUCUGAAAACAAACUCAGUGGGAAUAUUCCUGCUCAGAUUGGGCAACUCAAGUCCCUCCAGUACCUUUUGCUCAGCAACAACAACCUGACAGGGUCCCUUCCCCACUCCAUCUCCAACCUCCAAAAUCUGAUCCGGGUGCGUCUCGACGGUAACAAAUUUAGUAGUAAUAUUCCAGAGGUUUUUGGCACACUUGAGCAGCUCGAGUUCUUAAGCCUGAGCGAGAAUCAAUUCACCGGCCCGAUCCCGUCCAAAUGGGCCCACAACUCACGCAUCACCGAUUUACUCAUCAAUGAUAACAAAAUAUCUGGAAAGAUUCCAUCCGAGCUAGGGAAUCUCAAAGAACUGCGUGUCCUCAACUUGAGCUCCAACAGACUAACCAAGAAUAUCCCGGCAGAGCUCAAGAAUCUGAGCAAGCUUCGCCAUCUCGAUAUAAGCAGCAACCAUUUGACCGGAGAAAUCCCUCGGGAGGUCUACCAGCUGACAGCACUCCAAUAUCUUCAUCUGUCAAAUAAUAAAUUGGCGGGGAAGAUUCCAGAUGAAAUCGGGAGUCUGAGACGCUUGCUGAGAUUGAACUUGAACCAUAACCGUUUAUCAGGUAACGUACCAGAUGCAAUUGGCAACUUGAAAAGUGCCAAGUAUGUGGUAGACCUGAGUUAUAAUUUGCUGUCGGGGGCCAUCACGCCGUCAUUUGGAGGGCUGACCAACUUGGAGAGGUUGGACCUGUCGCACAACAAUUUUAUGGGCAAGAUUCCAGCAAAUGUGUGCAACAUGGUUGCUAUAAUCUAUUCCGAUUUUUCUGGCAACAAGUUGUCGGGAGUCGUGCCCGACCCGGAUGAUCUCUAUGAAUCAGUAGCCGAUGGACACACUAGAUGCAAAAUACUCUAA